Molecule: messenger RNA, 3041 nt
Organism: Pelobates fuscus (common spadefoot toad)
Lineage: Eukaryota; Metazoa; Chordata; Amphibia; Anura; Pelobatidae
Gene: COP1
Product: COP1 E3 ubiquitin ligase
Exons: 20
Coding region: 178-2241 (687 amino acids)
Biological process (GO): proteasome-mediated ubiquitin-dependent protein catabolic process
Molecular function (GO): ubiquitin protein ligase activity; protein binding
Source: RefSeq, a predicted model, not a curated record
GCACGGUGGGCGUGGCCAGCACCGUCUCCCGCCCCAGCAGUUGCCGGUCGCUUCCGGUGUUUGGCUGAAAGCUGCGCUCUAUCUCCCAGGUUGCCUCUCUGUGGUGGUUGCGGCCCUGACUCCCGGGUUAGACAGCACAGAGUUACACAGUGCCAAGCCGGCAGGAGUGAGGGGACCAUGUCCUCGGGCCGCCAGUCUCAGCAACUCCCCGGGCCAGGCGGCGGGACGGGCCCUUCAUCCUCCACCUCUUCAUCCUCUGCCCCGUCUUCCUCCUCCUCCCCGGGGCCACCGCGGUCCAGCCUGAGUGGGGCCCCGGGGCUGUCUCGCCUGGGGCUGGGAGGCAGCGGCUCGGCGCUGACGGGGAGGGCCGCUAGCUCCGGGGCCAGGAAAAGGCCUCUGUCCACUCCACUGUGUAACGGCCUCAUCAACUCCUAUGAGGACAAGAGCAACGACUUCGUGUGUCCCAUCUGUUUUGAUAUGAUUGAAGAGGCGUAUAUGACAAAAUGUGGACACAGCUUUUGUUACAAAUGUAUCCAUCAAAGCUUAGAAGAUAAUAACCGUUGUCCAAAGUGUAAUUAUGUGGUUGAUAACAUUGAUCAUCUGUAUCCAAACUUCUUAGUAAAUGAAUUAAUCCUCAAGCAGAAGCAGAGGUUUGAUGACAAGCGUCUAAAGCUGGACCCUUCGAAUGGCCACAGGUGGCAAAUCUUUCAGGACCUCUUGGCUACUGACCAGGAUAACCUAGAUUUGGCCAAUGUGAAUCUGAUGCUUCAACUGCUGGUGCAGAAGAAAAGACAGCUGGAAGCCGAAUCACAUGCUGCUCAACUUCAGAUCCUUAUGGAAUUUCUCAAAGUAGCUCGUCGUAAUAAGAGAGAGCAACUGGAACAAAUCCAAAAAGAGCUGAGUGUACUGGAAGAGGAUAUUAAACGAGUUGAGGAGAUGAGUGGCUUAUACUCCCCUCGCAGUGAAGAUAGUACUGUGCCGCAGGUUGAACCUCCCUCUCCGUCAUACAGUAGCAUUAUAGACUCAACAGAGUACAGCCAACCACCUGGUUUCAGUGGAAAUGUUCAGCAGACAAAGAAACAGCCUUGGUACAAUAACACUCUGGCAUCUAGACGAAAACGUCUCACCGCACAUUUUGAAGAUUUAGAGCAGUGCUACUUUUCUACUCGGAUGGCCCGUGUUUCUGAUGACAGUCGGACAGUGAGCCAGCUGGAUGAAUUCCAGGAAUGUUUGUCAAAGUUCACCCGGUAUAAUUCUGUACGGCCACUUGCUACACUUUCAUACGCUAGUGAUCUCUAUAAUGGUUCCAGUAUUGUGUCCAGCAUAGAGUUCGAUAGAGACUGUGACUACUUUGCCAUUGCUGGUGUGACCAAAAAGAUAAAGGUGUAUGAGUAUGGCACAGUUAUCCAAGAUGCAGUGGACAUACACUAUCCUGAGAAUGAAAUGACCUGCAAUUCCAAAAUUAGCUGUAUUAGCUGGAGCAGUUACCACAAGAACCUCCUAGCAAGCAGUGAUUAUGAAGGAACGGUCAUCCUGUGGGAUGGUUUCACAGGGCAGAGGUCUAAAGUGUAUCAGGAGCAUGAAAAACGAUGUUGGAGUGUCGAUUUUAACCUCAUGGACCCCAAACUCUUGGCGUCUGGCUCAGAUGAUGCCAAAGUUAAGUUGUGGUCCACAAACCUGGAUAACUCCGUUGCAAGUAUUGAAGCCAAAGCUAAUGUAUGCUGUGUGAAAUUCAGCCCUUCCUCCCGCUAUCACCUGGCAUUCGGCUGUGCAGAUCACUGUGUCCACUACUAUGACCUUCGAAACACUAAACAGCCCAUUAUGGUGUUUAAAGGGCAUCGCAAAGCUGUGUCUUAUGCCAAAUUUGUGAACGGAGAUGAAAUAGUCUCUGCGUCAACAGAUAGUCAGCUGAAGCUUUGGAAUGUAUCAAGGCCUCAUUGCCUGCGUUCGUUUAAGGGUCACAUUAAUGAGAAAAAUUUUGUUGGCCUGGCAUCAAAUGGAGAUUAUAUUGCCUGUGGAAGUGAAAACAACUCCCUCUACCUUUAUUAUAAGGGCCUUUCUAAAACUUUGCUAACAUUCAAGUUUGACACUGUUAAGAGUGUUCUGGACAAGGACCGGAAAGAAGAUGAUACCAAUGAAUUUGUGAGUGCCGUGUGUUGGAGAGCACUCCCUGAUGGGGAGUCUAAUGUUCUCAUUGCUGCUAACAGCCAGGGCACAAUUAAGGUACUAGAGCUGGUAUGAGGAAUGGAGACCUAAUUAUCGAAAGAAAGGUGUUUGGAACUUUGUGUUUGUACAAAAUCACCACAUGUAGAAAACGCUAAACUCUUAACAGAGGAUCAGAAACUUUUUACCAUGCUUCUCUUCUGGGCUCUCAUAAAUCUGUGGGGUGAGAGCCGAAAUGGACAUAAAAGGAAGAUGGGCUAUAAAGAAAGAGGCAAACCUGUGGCUCUCAACAAUUCUUUCCCCACUACUGUGUACUUUAUAUCUUCUGGUGCUGCUUUUUACCUUCAUACUGGGGGAACAGUAUCUACUUCCUCUCUGCACACUGCAGUUCCUACCAGCACUGAGGAAUUCAUCUGAGGAGUUAAGACUGGCUUCAAUUUUUAUUUUAUUUUUUUGCUUUUCAUUAUAUAUGAGAAGCUACAAUACUGAAACAAGAUCACACAGAUUAAAUAAACUAAAACCUGAUUAAAAUAAAAAGAAAAUAUUUCUAAUGAUGCAGGUUGUUUUUUUGACAUUGGGAACAACUUGCACUCCUUGAACUGGAUUCAGCCUUACAAUAAAUGAAUUGAGGACAGGAUAUGUCGAUGAGAAGUGUAACACAAUGUGAUUCUUAACUAAUCUAGUUAGCCCUGGGCUCCUAUCAAAGGAGACUUUCUGGGCUUGUUUGUGAUUGAUUUUGUUGGAAAGCCUGUAAUAUGGUUUAAUUUUGCAGGUUGUCUUUGAAGUAUCAGAAUGUGGUGACCUUUACACAGGAUAGCUUUGGAAACAGGUGUCUAACUGGAAAUACCCCAAAAAUGAAAUAAAAUUAGUUCUUUCUU